AUGCCGGAUCCUAAUCUCUACUCUGUGUCUUCCCCACAGCAGCACUGUUUCAUACUGGAUGAACCAGAGUAUUGUCUACAGAAAAAGCCCUUCCUGGUGAUCAUGAUCACAGUGGCUCCGCACAACCGGGUCGCACGCAAUGCAAUCCGUGACACCUGGGCUGGAGAAACAACAGUACUGGGCAAAAGAGUGAGCCACUUCUUUCUGCUGGGUCAAUCUGAAGACCAGGACAAUUACCUCCAGGAUCAGCUGCUGCGUGAGAGCGUGGAACACCGGGAUCUGCUCCAGGGGGACUUCGUGGACACCUACCACAACCUCACCAUUAAAACCAUGCUCAUGCUGCAGUGGCUUGACUCGCGGUGCCCCGGCGCGUCCUACGCCAUGAAGACUGACUCAGACACCUUCAUCAAUGUUCGCAGCCUCAUGAAGGAGCUCCACAGGACUCCCAGACACGGGUACAUGACGGGAAACGUGGUGAGGAAGGCUCACGUUCAUCGAGACCCAAACUCCAAGUGGUUUAUGCCAGACAAUGAGUACUUCGAGUCCACGUACCCACCGUAUGCGCUGGGACUCUGCUACGUGUUCUCCAUGGAUCUCCCUGGGAAGCUGGUUGUGGCCUCCUGGCAGGUGAAAGCCGUUUGGCUGGAAGAUGUUUAUCUCGGCAUGUGUAUGAGAUAUCUUGGAGUUGAUCUCACAGAUCCACCUGCACACUCUUUAUUUUUGACUUCAAAGAUGUUUCUAUUGCUAGAAGCUCCCUGGAAUCGUAUCAUUGCUGCAGAACUGGAAAGUCCUCAACAGCUUUUGGAUGCAUGGAGAAACUAUAAAAUGGGUAAUUAAAACCAUCAAUAUAGUUAUGCAAUGAGAGCUCACUCAAAUGAUAAAACUGAAGAUGAAGCAAAGGAAAAUAUGAGCGGCUUCUACCUCUAAUACCCAGGAGGUUUUGUUAUCUUUGGUGAGAAGUAAUUUGAUAUAGGGGAGUGGAAUUACCUUUUUUAUACGUUGGAGAGAAUUGGUUUGGGAAAAUGUGUAUUUCCUGGAUUCAGCUGCUCUAUUCUACUCCGCAGGCCUCAGUCAGCACAGAUAAUAUUCAAUCUGAAUAAUUUAGCCUUUAUCGCUCUACAAGACAGAUCUGCCGUUUGUGUCUGUUUCUAUUUGCAAUCGCCUUUGAACCCCUUUCGAUAGCGCUUUGAGCUAACCCCCAUAUUACAGGUAUACUUAGGAUUAGUAUGGAGUCAAGUGUCUCCCUUUAAGCAGAUCACCUCCUUUUAUACGUUUCCAACCGACUAUCUCUGUCCCUACUGCUCUUGCCACUCUUCAAACAUUUGAUAAAAUAUCUGGAUACAAAUUGAACUUGAACAAAGUGAGAUAUUUCCUAUUAAAACAGCUUCUGGGAACUAUCCUCUACACAACCUACCCUAUAGGACUGCAAUCCA
Molecule: messenger RNA, 1433 nt
Organism: Gadus macrocephalus (Pacific cod)
Lineage: Eukaryota; Metazoa; Chordata; Actinopteri; Gadiformes; Gadidae
Product: beta-1,3-galactosyltransferase 2-like
Exons: 3
Coding region: 1-837 (278 amino acids)
Cellular component (GO): membrane
Molecular function (GO): N-acetyl-beta-D-glucosaminide beta-(1,3)-galactosyltransferase activity
Source: RefSeq, a predicted model, not a curated record